UGUGGCGGUGACGCUGAGUCGGAAUCUGGAUUAUUUUGUGAUCUGAUCGCAGUGCAGUCUGAGUUUCCCCUCGGCUGCCGAAUAAAAGUGCAAUUUGUGACUGAAACAAUUGCCAAACUCAACGACGAUGAGUUUUGGCCACCGCUCGUAGUCAGCAAUUGUGCGGAAAGGAAAAUAAAAGGCUCGAAAUGUUUUGAUUGUGCUCUUCGCAUCGCGUGUUUUUGCUGUUUGUGCGGGGGUGCGGCAGUAGGCGCUGAACCAGCAACAACAAUCGUGAACGUACCGCUUCUGUGAUACUGAGUCUGUUUGCAAAAACAUGACUUACGAACUGCCUCCGAUCAUACUACAAGGCAAAGAACUGAUCAAAUACCGCCACCUGAAGCGCAAAUAUCCCGUGUCCAAGGACUUCCUGCAGCGCAACUGGUGGAAUGUCAAGAGGUUUAUAAUCAACGCCCUCACUCCGCGCUGCAUCCUCCGGAAUUAUGCCUGGCGCCGGCGACGCGGCCACCGCGUCGUUAUCCUGCGUCGCGUCCGCAUCCUGCUCUUCGAUCCGCGGCUCAAGCGGAUGAUCAAGCGCCGUCUGCAGAACGUGCGCCAGUGGUCCAAGACCCUAGUGGGUCACUACAGAAAGAUGGGCCGGAUCGAGGAGUACGAGGAGACGGAGGUGUACAGCGUGGCCGAGCCCUUGGGAGCCGAGGAACUGUCCAAGCAGAUGAAGCAGCAACUGGAGCUGCUCAAAACGGGCAAGAGAAGCCUGUCGCUCAUAGAAGACGCCAAUCCCAGUGCGGAGGUCCCACUCAAGAAGCUUAAAAUACAGCCUGAGAUUGCGGAGGAGACGCCCAGUGAAGAGGUCGAUGAUCACCUCGACGGUUCAGACCUCGCACCCUCCAAGGAGGCAGCCGAACGGACGCCCACAAAGUCGCCUGCACAAGUUACCGCCUCAGAGGAUGCACCCACCCCGCCCACUCCCAGCAAGGAGCAAAGCGGCCAGACCAGCACCUGUUCCAGUGCCGAGAAGACGGACAAGGCGGAAAAGGCCGGUGGCAGCAAGUUUCUGGACAUGCUCAUGAGCAAGGUGCGCGUGAAGAACUUUGCCCGCGAGGACAACAUCCCUUCGGAACCCACUGUGGCUCCAUUCUGCGCAUCCGAGGACGAUGGCAGCGAGGACUUUGUGGGCUUCGACGAAAGUGUCCACCAGCCGGGCAUGCUGCUCACUCCGCUGGUGCCCAGCAAUUGUAAGACCACGGAGGGAAACUCUGCCUUUGUCAGCGAAUCCCUGGAUGCAUACAUGCGGGAGCAUCACAUCAAAGACCCGGAUUCGGCGCAAGAAGAAAAGGACAAGUUGCUCGAGCCAAUGGGGCACGAUGGACAAGUUACCUCGCACAGUAUGGCGCCGCCGAUGGACAUGCCUGCCGUCCCGGAGGCACUGCAGCGCUUGCGAACGGUGGCGGAGAGGCGUCAGUAUCUGCAGCGUUGCAAGAACCACAAGAUGGGCAUCAUUAAUAAUGAGGCUAAUGUGUACAGGGAGUUGCAGCGUAAGCAGCGCCAGAGAAAGGUCAAGAUCGGCGCCAUGCAGGCCCUCCAGGCACCCGAAUCCCAAAUGCCAUUCACACGCCAGGGCUGGCAAGCUGCCAGUUAUGUGGCCACCGAGGACUCCAACUACUACUAUCAGGUAAUCCAGGUGGAUGGAGAGAUGGUUCGACUGCCAGGCGCCCGGGGAAAUAAUUUAAAGCGCGAGAAAAGUCCGUAUUUGAGCAGGCUAACUCGCAAAGAAGAAAAUGAACUAAAGUGCAGUGACGAUUGCUUAGAUACCCGUAUCUGCCGGGAGUUAAAAGUGAUUCCCACAAGAGUUAGCCCUCCGAGGAACCCCAAAGUCCUCAACCAGUUUCCGCUGCCCGCCAUUUUCCGCCCCUGCCCGCUAUCCAAGAAACCGCUGCAAAGGCCGCUGGACGAUGAUACAGCUGCGUUGCUCCUCGCAGGUGGCAGCAUGGCGGUUGUUAGCAUGCCAAAUGUGCAGCUAGACGUAAUGCCAGAGCUGGGCCGACCACUGGACGAGAUUGCGAAGCGGUAUCUGCAGCACAUCCUGCCCCAUCACGACAUAACACGCGAGUGGGCCGAGUUCAGUGUGUCCACGCUGCAGGCGCCACCCGCCUGCAUGAAGGAUGCAGAGGAGCAGGCUGCCCAAACACCAGCCGGUCGCCGCAAGAGUUUCACCUUCGUUAUUCCCUACCUCAACGAUCGGAAUCACAUUCUCGUGCGACGUGUAGUGGAUCGAUCCGAGCUCCUGGACGAAAGCUUUAAUGAGGAGCCCGAUAAGCUGCAAGAGUUCACCUUCCGGGAAAAGCUUCCUGCUCAACCGGAUGCCGAGUCUCUCGCCUGCGCAGACAUGAUCAACGACAUGAUCAACACUGUGGCCAUCAGCUGCAGCGAGAACAGUUUCAUAAGCGAGGAUCCGGAUGCGGUGGGUACUUCUUCGUUGGCCAAGUCCUCCGAUUUGAGUCCUGCUAAGGAGGAGUCUGGCAGGGACGCGGACAAGUCGGGCGGCAAGGCAAAGCGACUGCCCAACAAGCAGAAGCGCCUGGCCAAUGAACUGAGGCGGCUCAAUGCCACCAUCAUUGACGCUGCUGCCAGAAAUGCAGACGCUAACAAGCCCUGCAUUAAGGAUUACUGCCAGUUGGGCUGCCUGUGCGCCAGCCUCGCAGGUACAGAGUUGCCAGUACGGGAUCACUGCGGACGUGCAGAGUGUGUCCUAGACUGCCGUUGCCUGGGAGCGGAGCAGGGUCGGGUCAUGCGCGUGGAGGCUGCAGAUGGUCGCGGAAUUUCCAACGAGGAUGCGUUCAACUUGCGCCGUAAGGCCACUGCUCGGCUGGCCAAAAUGGAAAAGGACUUUACCUCCACCUUGGUGCUCACCGACAACGAGACACUGCUGAUCAACGAGUCGCAGGGCGACAAGAAGCGACGCUGCACAAAGGCCCCCAAGCGUUAUGAGGAUUUCGAUGACUCCAUGUUCGACGAGGAGGAAAAGGAAGUGGUUUCACCAACCUCAAAGAAGCAAAAAAAGAUUGCCGCUGCUGCUGCGGCUGCCGCUGCGGCUGCAGCUGCUGCUGCCGCUGCCAGCGCCAAGACAGCUGCUCCGGCUCUAAGCGAACCGUGCUCGGUGAAGGAUACGGAUAUGGCCAAGCUGAAGCAUUGCUUUGUGGGACUACGCCGGUUGUCAAACAUUGAGAACUUGGCCACGUUCUGCAUGACGCACCAGCUGUAUAAGUGCUUCUGUGGCGGUGAGUCCCCCGAUGGCAAGCCUGUGGUUAUCGAAAAGGAACAGUGGAACGCGCCGGUGACCCACUUUAAUCCGGAACUGGCCACCAGGGCGCAUUACAGUUUUGAGCGACCGCCGGAGGAGAUUCCCACAAAGAAGAAAGGAAAGGAAAAGAAAGCUAAACUGAAGCUUGAGCAGAAAGCGAGCGAAGAGGAGCAAAAGCCAAAGACUAAAGAAGAGGAGAAACCAAUACUUAAGACUGAAUCCACAGAAGAACCGAAGGCAGCUGUUUCCUCAUUUAAUGAUGAGUCCCCUCUUCAAAGGUCCAUUGAAUUGGAUACGAUCUUCAGCUACUUCCGCUCGCGCCCUCAAAUCUGCCGGCGAGCCAUUUCCGUUCCAAAGAACUCCUACCAGCGCCUGAACCAACGAAGGGCAGAACGGGUGCGCAACUAUACGGCGCGGCAAGAGACUGCUGAAACAAUGGAGCUGCUCAAGAGUCGCAUCCAGGGUGCCAUUACGUACUACCGCAAGGAAUUGGAUCGGCAGCGGAAGCGAGAGCUCUCCAAAAAGGCAUCAAAGUCCUCCGUCAUAGAGGUGCGCGAUGAUUCCGAUGGAAGUGAGGCUAGCACGCGUCAGAAGAGGAGUGGAACCCCUUCCAAGGGUUCGGCUCCAGUCAAGCGAAUAAAACUCCAGACGGAUGAGCCUUUGCCACCAGAGGAGGGCAAUAAGUUGGACAUUCAAGUGCCUCGUAUAGCUGCCUGCUAUUCCCUUAAUGCCGCUUCCGCGGAUGUUCUGGCAUCUGGAAUGGCUGCCGCAGCGGCUUCCGUCACCGGAGCGGAUAGCAAUUCCUCCGAGACGGAUUCUCCCAACUUCCGUUCAUUCUACAACGAGGUGGUCAAGAACAUGAACACCCUGGUGAGCAAAAAGAUGCAGGACAUUGACCUUGCGCUGCAGCGCGAGAGCAAGAUAAUCCCGUCCCCCAACGAGGAGAUUCUGUGCAUCAUCAAGUGGACCAACUUUUUAGCCGCCUUCGAAUCUGGUUUCGUAUUCAUUUGGGACGUCCAAAUGAAAAAUCACAGCUUCCUGGCGGCCACCACAACAAACCAAAUGCCCUCAGUGUGCGGCGCAAUAGCAGUGGUAAACACCAAGUUUGCACCGGAUGCUCAGGCGCUGCCUUUAAUGGCUCGAAUGCUGAUGAAUUCCACCCGAAAUGAAAACACCAACCGCCUUGCGGUGGUGAUGCAGGGCCGGCAGAGCUAUUGGCUUGUCAAAGGAUUUCUGCGACAUAUGGAGGGCAAUGCUUGCACAAAGCCCACCCCGCUGACGCAUCCGUUGCUCACCAAAAAGAUCAAUGUGCUGUGCUCGCUGCUGGUGAAGCAACGCAUCCGGGAGCAUCAGAAGAAGCUGCAGAGCGGUGGAGGCUCACAAUCUGAACUGCCGAACAGUUCGACAGCCGAUGUCCCUCCACCAAGUUCGCUUCUAAAGCAGCGCUCACGGGACCAUCGGAAAAAAUCACAGAGCGAGGAAGCCUCAUCCAGUACACCAUCGUUGGCAAAAGCUGUUUCUGGUUCAUCUGCGUCUGUUGCCACUGCAACAACUACAUCGUCAACCCCUGGGCCAGCUGCUGCUCCCCCUUGUCCAGGCAAGAUUUCGUCACCCGGUACCAAAGGCAAAAGCGGCGCUGCUGGGAUCCGAAGCAACAUCGAGUUCAGAAAGGUUAACCACAAUGAUGUGGAUGAGCUGCAAAUACCCGAGCAGCACAAGACCGACCACCGUUGGGUGGUGCUCGACAUUUUCGAUGACUUUUCGCACAUCUUCGUGCCCGCCUUCGGGGACAUGAUUUCGCUGACCAGAAUCCACAGUGUGAUGAAGGUGGCCGGGGAGACGCAGAAGGUGGUGAAGCUUCAGUUCUUUCCUAAUUCGCCCUACGAUGCCUUUGUGACGCCAUCAUCAAAAAAGAAGAUCUACUUUGGACCGCUGGGCUUGGACAUGCCGCCACCAGUGCUGGUGCUGCUACAGAGCGUUGACAGGAAGAUGAUGCUGCGCGAGGUUUACCAGCGGGAGCACUCUAUCCCCGUCCAGCGCCACCGUCGAAGCAUGGCCUUCUGGGUGCUGCACGUUAACGGGCAAGUGCACUUCGAGAUCGACAUGGAGUCAACGACUAAGCUGGCAGCGAACCAAAAUAAUUCCACCGAAACACCGUCUCUUAAUGUGGUAAAAAUACCGUCGCAGCUGUCUGUGGAGUUAGAAAAGAACGACGAGGCGGUCCCGCCGGUGGUGAUCAUUGAUAGUGAUGAGGAAGAUGAUGAUCAUGAUCAACUGGUUAUCGAUGAACAGGAGGAACACCAACUAGUCACAGAGAUUAAGCAGGAACAACCGCGCACGAGUUUCACCAUACAGACAAUGCCCUUCAGUGGAGCUCUGCAGAUAACUUCCGCGGAAUCGGUAGACCCACCCCCACGUCCUCCCAAAGAUGUUACCACCUGCAGCUUAACUGGUGGUUUCAUGCCGUUCAUUGCAAACGUACCCGCCAUAAAUGGUGAUGUAGCACCCACCACCCAAUACCUGACUCCCCAAGUGCAGGUAACCACGUCUUUGAGUGUUCCCGAGACAGUCUCGUCCAGUCUGUCGGCGCAUCCGCCAGGAAGCAAAGCGGUGCACAACAGGAUUAACGAGUCGCUGCAGGAGCUUCUCAGCAGUGGGAAUACUGUUACUCCUGGAGGCAUAACGAUCACCAAGUUGGACGGCAAGGACAAGAAACUGCCAAGCGAAGCCUUAAACAAGCGCAUUCCGGUUAUAACCGGGAUAGCUAAACAAGCCCCCAAGGCCUUACCAGCACCGGGGACAGUUACUGCGGCCCGAGCGCCUGUUAUCAGGCCAUUGCCUACGCCCAACUCCAAGGGCCCUCAAAUCAUAAGACCCCUAGCACAAGGACAGGGAACGGUGGUCAGGUUAUAUCCCAAAGCAGCCACCACUGCUUCCAAUCGGCAGUCCAUGCCGGGAAGCUCUAAACCGGCGGUAGCCGCAACACCACGCCAAUCCCUGCCAGCAAAGGUUACCAAAACCAGUGAUAAACCAUCUCCAGUUGGCAUCUCCAAGUUGCCUGUGUUAGCUGAGCCAUCGGCACGUAUGUCGCUGCCUCUGAAACCUGCCACUGCGGGAGAUCACCUGCCCUCACGACAAUCUCUGCCAGCUAAAGCGGUCGUCCAGCCUCCUGUAGCACUUCGUCCGGAAUCGGUUACAGCUGCUGGCCAAAAGCCCGCGGCUCAGCAGGGAAACGAGAAGCCAUGCUACGGCAUCAUGGCCGCCAAGGGGUUGCCGCGCUUCCGCGUCAAAGUACAUGGUUCCGACUUUCUUGUCAAGGUAGCAGAAGAAGGAGUGUUCCGCUUCAGAACUUUCGGAUCAGCCGCCGGCUUUCUUAAUCGUCAUUUGGCGAAGAAUCCAGAGUUCAAACCGUUCUUGCCGGCACAGUGGAAGUUUCAGGCCUUGGAGCAGACCAACCAACAAGUGCCAUCUAAGAAUCAUCGGUCCCCGGCAGCUAUCGUGAUCGAAGAUUAAAGCGUUUUCUCUUAAUUGCCCAUCACACUCAGAUUAUGUUUAAUUUACCAAGUAGUUGAUUAAGGCAGCAUACAACUCACAAGUACACUCCCGUUUUUCUGAUACAUAUUAAAUAUGUAAACUGUUUAGUUAUAGUUCUAGAUUAACACCAUCUAAUGUUCUUAUUGAGUUUGAUUAUUAUUACGAAUUUUCUAAUUAAAAAAAAACGUAUUAGCAACGACCGCCACCAAGUCAAUGCAAAAGUUUAAGGAAUAAUUUUAAACCUAUUAUAUUGUGUAUCAAAAUAAAACCAUGAACGUAGCUCAAGUUAUUUAUAAUGUUUCAAAUUGUAUGGUUGGAAAUUAUGUUUACGUUAUAUAUUCCGCUGCUCAAUUUCAAACCUUUGAUAAUAACGCA
Molecule: messenger RNA, 7210 nt
Organism: Drosophila subpulchrella
Lineage: Eukaryota; Metazoa; Arthropoda; Insecta; Diptera; Drosophilidae
Gene: ocm
Exons: 6
Coding region: 317-6814 (2165 amino acids)
Biological process (GO): cell fate specification; heart development; regulation of transcription by RNA polymerase II
Molecular function (GO): RNA polymerase II cis-regulatory region sequence-specific DNA binding; DNA-binding transcription factor activity, RNA polymerase II-specific
Source: RefSeq, a predicted model, not a curated record